Molecule: messenger RNA, 3555 nt
Organism: Aspergillus sclerotioniger CBS 115572
Lineage: Eukaryota; Fungi; Ascomycota; Eurotiomycetes; Eurotiales; Aspergillaceae
Product: putative stress response protein Nst1
Exons: 3
Coding region: 1-3555 (1184 amino acids)
Source: RefSeq, a predicted model, not a curated record
AUGUCCCAUCAUGCAUCGACAACGCUUCCAGCCCACACCACAAAUGGCGAGGCCCAUGCGCCCAACGACCGCGCCCAAGUUCCGCUAUCAGACUCAAAGCCCAUGUCGGUAAACCGCAAGAAGCAAAAACGCAGACAAAAACAGGCGGCCCGCUUGGCAGCGGAGCGUGAGCUCGGAAAUGGACAUGCCUCCGCGGAGAUCACCUCGCCAAACGGUUUAAGUCCUACUGCGCCCGAGAGUCAUGUAUCCGGCGAUCAUGACAUCGAUGAGGUCACUCCGAACGGCGAAAUAUACUACGAGGAGAUCCACGACGCGACGCAUGUACAAGACGAUCCUCUGGAAUUGUCCAACGGGCAGAUCGGCCAACAAAUUCCCACGAGUUCGAAAACCAAAAAGAAGAAAGGCAAGAAAGCUCAUGCGGGCUCUCAGAGCCAUGGCGAUGAAAGCUCCACUCCGAUAUCGACACUCUCCGACUUGUCACAACCUAUUCCUCCGCCUUUACCUCCGCACCUGGGACCUCACACGAUUCUAAAGUCGAGCAAGGACCGCAGCAUCUGGAACACUUCAACACAAGAAGAACGCGAGAACAUCAAGACUUUCUGGCUCGAACUGGGAGAGGAGGAGAGACGCCAGCUUGUCAAGGUCGAAAAGGAUGCGGUCUUGAAAAAGAUGAAGGAGCAGCAAAAACACUCGUGCAGCUGUACUGUGUGUGGGAGGAAGAGGACCGCCAUCGAAGAAGAACUGGAGGUGCUGUACGAUGCUUACUAUGAGGAGCUGGAACAGUACGCCAACAACAACCAAGGCUCGUUCGAGAAGGGCCCGCCAAUGAUCCCGCCUCCUCGUCUAUACCACCCACCUCUACGAUCGCCCGGCCAACAUACACGGACACAAGGCCAGUUUCAUCCCUCUCGAGGCCGCAUCCAUGAAUUGCAGGAAGACGAGGACGACCUGGACGAUGACUACGAUGAGGAUGACGAGGACGAUGAGCCGUACAGCGACGAAGAAUACGAAGACGACGAUACCCGUGCCGCCCGUGCAGAUUUCUUCGCCUUUGGAAAUAGUCUAACUGUCAAAGAUGGCAUCCUUACCGUUGCGGACGAUCUUUUGAAGAACGAUGGAAAGCAUUUCAUUGACAUGAUGGAACAAUUAGCUGAGCGCCGAAUGCAGCGUGAAGAAGACACCCAAUAUGGCAUUGCAGCAGCACAUCAAUCGCUCCAUAGCGGUCAUAAUCACGGUCCCCUUGAUGACGAAGACUAUGACGACGAGGAGGAUGAGGACUAUGAUAGUCAGGAGGACGAAGACUACGAGGAAGAUGAAAUGGUCAGCUCCGGGAACUGGCCGGGUGGUGAAGCAGUGCAAGCUGACACGUUUCUGCAGGACGCCAUGACGGAAGAACAACGUAUGGAAGAAGGACGGCGGAUGUUUCAAAUAUUUGCGGCCCGAAUGUUCGAACAGCGCGUUUUGACAGCCUAUCGAGAAAAGGUCGCCGAGCAACGCCAGCAGAAACUCAUUGAAGAGCUCAUGGAGGAGCAAACUCGGAAUGAGCAACGGAAUGCCAAGAAGGCUCGCGAAGCACAGAAGCGCAAGGAUAAGAAGAGGCUCCAGAAGCAGGCAAAGGAGGAAGAAAAGGCGCGGAGGGAGGCGGAGAAGGCGGCUGAGGAAGCUGCAGCUAAAGCGGAACAGGAGAAGAAACUUGAAGAGCAGAAGAAGAAGAGAGAGGAACAAAGAAAAAAGCGCGAGGCAGAGCGAAAGGCCCAGGAAGCGGAGCGUGUUCGCAAAGAGGCUGAGAAGCAAAAGCGACUGCGCGAAGAGAGAGAGCGACAGGCGGAGAUUGAAAGAAGGCAGCGGGAGCAGAAGGAGCUGGAGAAGAAGAGACGAGAAGAAGCACGGCAGAAAGACGAACGAGAGCGCAAGGUCAAGGAUGAGCAGACGCGGAGAGAUCGCGAUACUACCCCCAGAGAACCUGAAGUGUCAAAACGAGUGUCGCAUGGACCGGUACCAAUCCCCCCCAACCUGCAUCAACACGCACAGGGCCUUUUGGCACAUUUCCAGUCGCCGCAUUUCCAAGUCGCCACGCCUGUCGUCCCCAAGGCUCCGACUCCUGCCAGACCGCGGCAGCCGUCUCAGCAGGGCUCCCGCACGUCGUCUCCGCGAUCUCAGCCGGCUAGCACGGAGCCAUCGCAGGUCUCCAUUUCUCCGCGAUCGAUGGCGCCGUCGCAGUCGUCGGGCGCAUCCAGCAUCACCUCCAAGCAGGGCCAUGCGCAGCCGCCAUUGCUUCACCACCCCCAGCCGUCGACCCCUUUGUCCCCCCUAGGAGCGUUAAGCAGAUCCCACCCACCCGGAUUCUCUCCGUCCAACCCACCUGGAUUGGGUCUGGUCUCGCGUCCACCCAUCGGCCAUGACUUGCCCUCAUACCCGCCUCACUCCGGACCUCUGAUGAACCAGCUGCGAGGGUUCCCUGCGCCGAAUGGUCUUCCUGUGCUUCCGGGCAUGAAUGGAACUCGUCCGAUUCCACCCGGAAGGGGCUUCCCGCUCGACCCAGGACACGGUCUUUCAUUCCACCAUCAACCCAUAGCCAAUGUAUUCUCGACGCAGCCGAGUGGGCUCUCUCAUGCGCAUUCUAGACAGCCGUCCAGCUCGUUCGACCGGUCACCUCUUGAGGCACUCCCGAUUGCCCGGCCUAGCCCUAUCAAGCGUCCAUCCAGCACUCAACAAGACCAAAACAACCGCCCUGCGCGGCGCGAUGUGGAUGAUCUGAGUGCACAUCUGGGUAGCAGUGCUCUUCUGGAUGACACCGAUGUUCCCUUCACCUCCAAUCUUUCCCAGUCUCUUCCUGGCGCGACUGCUCCGGGGUCUCUACCUGGACCGGCACGAGCUAGCUUUGCAGGGACGUCUUUGUUCACAGACCCUCUCGGUGAGUUACUUGCCAAGCAAUCAAUACUCACCGACGCUGACAGCUCUACUGCAGGGAAACACAGUAGUUUCUCCAUCGGGAAUGGUAUCGGAAACAGCACAUGGGGUGCGCAAAUUCCCUUUGGCGCCUCUCCCUUCCCCACCGCUCAGCCAUGGGGAACCGGACCUGGGAGUGGCUGGUCCAACAAUGCAUUCGCCCCAGGAGGUCACCAUCGUGCUCACGCCUCUCGGCCUGUGACGAUACGACUUCUGGUUAUCCAAGCCUGUAAACAACUCAACAUGAUGAGCCCGUCCAAGGGAGCAAGUGGAUACCAUGAUGUGAAGAUCGUUCUACGUCAAGUAGACCAGCUACGGCCCUCAGAUGAGCCCCCUAUCACCCUGAAGGAAAUGCUCGACAUCUGUGACACAGAAGGCAGCACACAGAAUGGAGGCGGAUCGUUCUUGAUCAGAAGCGACGAGACGGGUGACUACGUCAAGUUUGAGCCCGACACCAACAGUGCCUCCUCAGGCCACAGAGCUAGCAUUGUUCCUGGUGAAAUCGGUAGCCCCGUCCCUAGCAGUAGUCUUCCGGCCUUUGGCAUUGGCACGUCAAUAUCGACUCCGUCAGUGCUACGGCAGUUCUCGUCUCCUACGGGGUUCUAG